Messenger RNA from Peromyscus maniculatus bairdii (prairie deer mouse), 12388 nucleotides. The record is from RefSeq and is a predicted model, not a curated record. NCBI's taxonomy places the organism in Eukaryota, Metazoa, Chordata, Mammalia, Rodentia, Cricetidae.
UUGACUACUGCAGACUCCUCAGACUUCAGUAGUUGGUCUGCCAACUGCUGUAGCUAUCUUUGGUGUUUAGUGCCAAGGAGGAAAGGUAGAAUUGCAAGCCCAUUGAAUGGCUCUCCAUUCCAGGCUCUGCUGAAAAGAGAGGAAGAUUAUCAACUGUGGUUCUCUUCCAGACAGGGGAAAGCGCCAUGCCCACUCCUGGGACAUGAGAACCCAUAUACCAUGAGAAUGGGUGACUUUUGAAAUUCUACCUUUGUGGCAGUGGGGCCAAGUGACUACACUGAUUAUCUUGAUAUUAACAAGGCAGUCCCCACAUGUGCCAGGACUAUUCAUCCUGAAGCCCAAGGACCCACCCAAACACCAGAGCAGAGAGGCCAUUACCAUGGACUCUUCUGGAGAGGCCAAGUCAAGGCCCCUGACUGUGUCUGUCUGGACACAUCAGCCCUAAACACUGGGCACCUGUUUGGAUAGACCCUCAUGGAUAUUUGUGAAGAUGAUGAGGAGCUACCUGCUCCAAUUCUGAAUUUCCAAUUGUCUCACCAAAUCUGCUGCUGCUGCUGCUGCUGCUGCUGCUGUUGAAAAUGACAGUGAAGUGUGAGGGAUUAUGGAGAAGAAGCUUGUGUUUUAGAAGCAGCCUGAAGGCAGAGCUGGGCCGGUGGUGCAGGGUUUACUGUGGUGACAUUUGGAGCCCAUGCGCCUGUGGAGUUUGCUGCAGAAAGGCUGCAAUAUAAAAAUCCCAGACUUGCUCAGAGGGCUUGGGGAAGAAAAAAGAAAGGAAAAGCUUAGCCGAAGAGUUGGUGACUGCAGCAGAAGUCCCCGUGUGCAGUUCUGGCAUGCGAAGGUGGAUACAAAGCUACAGAAUGCAGUGACCUAUGAUGAUGUGCAUGUCGACUUUACUUGGGACGAGUGGGCUUUGCUGGACCCUUCCCAGAAGAAUCUCUACAAAAAUGUGAUGCUGGAGACCUACAGGAACCUCACUGCUAUAGGCUACAAAUGGGAAGAACAUAAUAUUAAUGAAAAAUUUCAAAGAUCUAGAAGAAACAGAAGGCAUGAAAGAAGUCAUACUGGAGAGAAAUCCUAUGAAUGCAAUCAAUGUGGUAAAGCCUUCUCACAGCAGAGCAAUCUCCAAAUACACAGAAGAAUUCAUACUCAAGAGAAACCCUAUGAGUGUAAUCAUUGUGGGAAAGCCUUUGCCCGUUACACUCAUCUUCAAAGCCAUAAAAGAAUUCAUACUGGAGAGAAACCCUAUGUAUGUAAUCAGUGUGGUAAAGCUUUUUCACAACAGAGUCAUCUCCAAGUUCAUACAACAAUUCAUACUGGAGUGAAACCCUAUGAAUGUAAUCAGUGUGGGAAAGCUUUUGCAUGUUACAGUUAUCUUCAAAGUCAUAAAAUAAUUCAUACUGGAGAGAAACUCUAUGAAUGUAAUCAGUGUGGGAAAGCUUUUGCACGUAACAGUAAUCUUGAAAGGCAUAAAAUAACUCAUACAGGAGUAAAACCAUAUGAAUGUAAUCAAUGUGGGAAAGCCUUUUCUCGACAGAGUUAUCUCCAAAUACAUAAAAGAACCCAUACUGGAGAGAAACCCUAUGAAUGUAAUCAAUGUGGGAAGGCCUUUUCACGACAGAGUUAUCUCCAAAUACAUAAAAGAACCCAUACCGGAGAGAAACCCUAUGGAUGUAAGCAAUGUGGUAAAUCUUUUGCAGAUUACACUUAUAUUAGAGUACAUGAAAAAAUUCACACUGGAGUGAAACUAUAUGAAUGUAAUCAGUGUGGGAAAGCCUUUUCACAACAGGGUUAUCUCCAAGUUCAUAAAAGAAUUCACACUGGCGAGAAACCCUAUGAAUGUAAUCAAUGUGGAAAAACUUUUGCACGUCACAGAAAUCUUCAAAGACAUAAAAGAAUUCAUAUUGGACAGAAGCCCUAUGAAUGUAAUUAAUGUGAGAAAACCUUUUCACAAGAGAAUCAUCUCCAAGUUCAUAAAAAAACUCAUCUGGGAGAGAAAACCAAUGAAUCUAAGCAACCUGGUAAAGCUUUUGCAUGUCACAGUUACCUCAAAGGCAUGAAAGAAUUCAUAUUGGAGAGUAACCCUAUGAGUGUAAUCAGUGUCAUAAAGUCUUUGCAUUUCACCAUAAUCUUUGAAACCAUGAAAGAGUUCAUCAAGGAAUAAAACCUGUAGCGUUUAAUCAAUCUGUUAAAGUCUUCAUAUAUUAGAGCAGUUUUUGAGGACACAAAAGAACUAACACUGAAGGGGAAUCUGUGAGUAUAAAGGAUUUGGUAAGAUCUUUAGCCAACAAGCUUACAUUUAGUUACUCAAGGUUAUUUAUUGAGAUAAAAUCUGACAAGUGUCAACAAUCUGUUCAAGCAUUAAAAUCUCCUUUUUUAUUUUGUUUUCACCUACUAACUCAUGGAUAAAAGCCCUGUGGAUUUAAUUAGUAAGACAACCUUUUAGAUAUCAUACUUCUCUUCAAUUAAAUAAAAAAACUCAGCCAGGAGUAAAACAUUAUGGAUGUAUACUAGUCUUUUCCUGUGAUAAAACACAAUGUCUAAGGCAACUUAAAAAAAGAGCUUAAUUUGGCUUAUGGUUCCAAAGCAAAACAAGUUCAUCAAGAGAGGCUUGGCAACAAGUGUCAGAAAUAACAGCUAAAGCAGGAAGCUCAGAGCUUACAUCCUCAACAUGAAGCAGGGAGCAGAGAGUAGGAACUGGAAGUGGUGUGAGGAUUUUAAUAUCUCAAAAUCCAUCACCAGUGACAUAUUUCCUAAACUUUUCCAAAUGAUACCAAUAACUGAGAAGUAUUGAUUCUCUGACUUUUAAGCCUGCAUGGUUGCUUUCUGUUAUAUGAACCAAUUCAUGAUAAAGAAAAAAUUCUGUAGGUAAGCCUUUAGAUGCUUCAACAUCUGGGUUACAGGCAUGAAUGUUUACACAAGAGAAAUAGUCCUGAGUGGAAAUGAUUAAUGAUUCACUUUAAUUUUUAUUUUGUUAUGUCAGUGUGUCUUUGGAUAGAUGCAUGUGCUUGGUAGUUCCCAAGAAGGGUAGACCCUGUAGUCUUCUUGAAUUUCUAGCUGAAAUUACAGGAAGUUGUCAAAAACCUCACCUGGAUUCUGAGCAGGAACUUUUCUUCACUGCUUGGCCCUGUCUUUAUCCCUGUAAAUAUUUUAAAGCUUUUAUAUAUCAUGUGGACAUUAGGAAAUAGGGAAGAAUUCACAGACGAGAGAAAUCCUGGACAUGUAAACAAUAUGGUAAAGCCUUUAGACAUCAGAAUUGUCUUCAGUUUCAAGAGAAAAAAAUCUUGUUUCAUCUCUUUGUUACAGAAGAUGCCUUGAAGCAAAUAAAUUGUUUACUAUGUUCACUAAACUCUGAUGGUGGAUGUCACAGUAAUGUGGUUUGUAUUUUGGAACUUUUGGAGUAGGUAUUGAAAUGUUCUGUAUAUGUGGCAAAUUCACUUACUGAAGUUUAUUUGGUGGUUCAUAUAUUCCUUCUUUCACCUCUGUUCAUCUUCUCUUGUGCUUUGACUUGAUGAUGGGUAUUUUUCUGUUGAAAUGUUUGAAAUGCCUAUCAUCUAAGGGGUCCCUUGUUUAUUUAAAUAUCUUGCAGUGUAUGAUCAUAAUUUUCAAGUAAAGAUGUCUAUGAAAGGGUGGUGGGUUUUUGUUCCUGAUUUUGUUUUUCACACUUUCACAAAUUCUCUUUAGAUGUUUGUUAUCUAGCCUGUUGUGGAUGUCAGUAAUUCAUCAGCACUACAUUUGAACUCAUGAUUCUCAUGUGUCAGCCUCCUGAGUACAAGUCCAAGUGUAAAAGAUAUACCCCUAAUAUGUCCUGUUUUGGCAAUGCAUUUUAACAGUGUUAAUGUUAAUAGAAAAGAAUAAGAAACACUGAAUACCUCAUGUGUGUACCCAAAGCGGCAUUUUCAUCUGUCUGGUAGAGAUACAAGAAAGUAAAAUAAUCAGCAAUCAACUGUAUAUCUCAUAGCCUAACUUGAUAUGCUAUGUAUAUGUAUAUAUUUUUUACAUUCCUGCCUCUUCAUGAUCUAGUUUUUCCAUAUGCCACUCCAUCUUGAAGUAUUGUCUCCUAAAGGAAUUAUCUAGAGAUGUAAGACAAGACAUUUGUUUUCUGAAAUGCAUUUCUGUUAUGUGUGGGUGGGUAUAAUGUAUAAUAUGGGUUUGAAUGGGUGACAGAUAUGUUGGGACCAGAACAAAACUUUGUGGGGUUUCUUUUGGCCCUCUUCAAAUGGUGAUCAAGGUCAGGUUACCAGCCUUGCAUACGAGAGUAAUUUUUUCCUAAUGAGGCAUCUCACUAGUGCUCAAAUAAGGUUAGUAGAAACAAUACAUCAGUGUUCCUAUUCAAAUUGUAAACAUGUUGUCAUCUAAGGAUUGAGGAACACAGUAUAAUUUGAAUAAUGAAUUCUACUUGCAAAUAGAUAUAUUUAUAUUGCCAUCUUUUUUAUUGUGUUAGUUUAUUAUGAGGACUAGACACUUGUUGAUAACACUUUCUCAGAACCACAAAUGAAUGCCAGAGAAUUGUCUCAUUGUGUAAAGGCUUCUACUAAGUCUGACUAAACCUGAGGACCUGUGUUUACUCUGUGAUACCCACACGAUUCCUGCAAGUUUUUCUCUUAUUUCUACACUUGGGCUCUUGCGUGUGCACAGCCAAACACUAGCACGGAGAAAAAUAAUUCUUGAACCCACAUGAGGCCAGUGAGGUCACUUGUAUCCAAACUGGACUACCUACGUUUGAUUACUAGAAUUCCCAUAGACAGAAUAGUAAUUGACAACUGUAAGUUGUCUUGUAAGUUUUACAUGCAUACCAUGGCACAAGUUUAAAUUAACAAAAUAACCAAAAUAUUGAGAACAUAUGAAAUGGUUUACCAAUUGAAAUUAAUGCAUUUUCAAAUUUUAAGAUUUACUGUUCCUCAAAACCAUGAUGGUUCCUGUUUAAAGUUUACAUUAUCAUUUCAUUCUGAUUCAAAGGUCAAAGAAGAGAAAGAUCCAUAACUCAAAUUACAGACAUUUUUAAUAUAGUCUAGCUAGACUGAUCUCUACUAAACAAAACCUCAUUGUCUGUACUCACAUCAGGAGAAGUGUGUUAACCAUGUCAAUAAGAAGCAAUGUGGAGAAUUCACUCACAGAGGGCUAGAUAUCCAUUGAAUCCUUCAAUGACCAUGUAGCAGGGGCUUUCAUUACUUUCAAUUGAUAGAUAACAGAAGGAGUAAUGGGGCAUCUUCAUCUUCUGCAUUAUAAUGAUAUAUUUGUAGGUGGAGAGUUGGCUCAGUAAUACUGGUCAUGUUAGAUACCCAAGUUUGGUACCUAGCACCCACAGCAGCUGGUUCAUACUAUCUAUAAUUUCAGGUCCAGGAGAUAUGGUGUGCUCUGUUUGCCUCCUUGGAUACCAGGUAUGCAAAUGAUGUAAAUAGAGAUACAUGUGACUUUAUAUUGUAAAAAAGGUUUUCUUCAUGUAAAUGUUAUUGUCUAAUUCAAAUUAAUUUAAUUUAGGAGUAUAAAUUUUGCUAAUGUGUGCACCAGUUGCAUGCCAGGUACCAGUGGUGGCCAGACGAUUGUAUUAGCUUCCUCAUGACUGAAGCUACAGACAGGUGUGAGCUGUCUUGUGUGUGCUGGUAAACAAAGACAGACCCUCUGGACAAAAAAAUCCAAUGUUCUUAGCUGCUGAGCCAUCUAUUCAGCCCUAUAUACAUAUCAUUAAUAGCAGUAAGAUGUAAAUGGCUGUUUUUCAGUUCAUCUUUACCUCAGCCCUGAUGAUCCAGAAGAAAUAAAAAUGGAUAACAUCAAGAAUUAACUUAACUUGGUGUUUUGAAAAUUUUCUGAGCCAAAAUCUUCAAAAAAUGAGGGAAGAAUGCAAAGAAUAUUCAGGAGAGAAUAUGACAAUAUAAGUCCUAAAGUGUCUGACCAUUUGACAAAAGCCACAAGACUGAGUUUAUCUCAAACAUGAUAAAUAGUCAGCAAUUGGAGCCCACAAGGACAUAGAUCAGGUGUUCCCCAGUGUAUGGCUCCUUAAUGGAGAAAAAUGAUUUGUAGGCAUGAAGGUAGACUUGUCUAAAAGGGAGUGUAUUCUACUUCUCUACUGCCUGUGAAUAGACUAGAAAAUGUAAAGAAAAACAUUGUUUUAGUGCAUGAUUGGGAAAAAGCAGACAGCAAACAUGGACCAAAGGAUUCCUUAGAGAAAAAAUCUUGGUGAUUUUAGGUGGGAAGCUGGAGCUACACAUUAUGUCCCAGCAUAGCUUCGAUCUCUGGCCUGUAGCUGUAAACUUGCCUGCUAGCAACAGCUUUUUUUUAACACCAAUUUCUUUUGGUUCUGGUAGAGCCUUUGCUUUCCCAAGACUGGUGGUUCUAGGCUGAUACAAAUUUUACAUGAGCCUUCAAAACCUAACCAUUUAAAAGUGCCAGAUUCCUUUAAUGCCUUGUCAGUUUUUGAGGCACAUGCUCAGAAAAUUUACUUCCCUCUUGAAUCCAUUGAAUAUAUUAGAUAAUGAAAAGUGUUAAAGCAAUAAAUCAAAGCUAACACACACCAUUGUAGUCUGGUGUCACCUCUUUAGUAUAAAUGGGAUAAUCCCCUGAGGGCUCAGUGGCAGCAGGAAGUUAUGGAUGUCUUCAUUUUGUUUUACACAGCAGUAACCAAGAAGUCACAUGGCAUUGGCAUUUAUCGUGAAACCAUUAGCAAAGAUGGUUAAUUCACAUGGCUGUUUUCAUUGUGAUGAGGUCACCAGCCAAGUGGGAGCAAAAUACUUGGUUCCUUUUUGCUCAGCUCCAUGGAAAGGUGAGCCCAUCCCCCAUCAUGCAAAAUCUCUGCAGGAUUCAAACAUCACAAGUUAAAUGUCCAUUAUUGCUCCAUAAUCACAAUCCUUUUGAGCAAUUCUUAGCUUUCUGCUUUCCAUAUAACUUUAGAAACAGCUUUUUCUUUAAUGAAUAGUUGGAAGUUUUCUUUGGUUAUGUGGAAUUUAUGCUACAAAUUGAACACAUCCAAUAUCUUAAUAUUGAGUCAUCAUGUAUACAAGGAUCAUCAAUGACUUACCAUUCAUUUAGUUCUUUUAUUGUUUUGUGAAUAUGUGAAAGACUUUUAGUUCAUUGCAUGAAAUGUACUUUGGGGCUGGACAGCAUAUACUCCUCUUGGGGGUGAUCUGUGUUCACAUCCCAAACAUCCAUGUUGGGAGGCUCAUAUGUACCUGCUACUCCAGAUCUAGGAUAUGUGACAAACUUCUUUUCUCUUGUGUCACCUGAAUAUACAUAAAAGACAUUCUCACACACAAACAUACAUACAACGGAGUUCAACUAUUUUCAAAAGUGCAUAUGACUCACAACGCAACUGGAGCAAAACAAGUUGCUUUAAGUGUAUAUUAAAAAGCAUACAAAAUUUCUUUUAAAAUCUGUUAUGUUGCUUUUGGUUUUAAAAGAUUUGCAUGAUAGAGAAUUUCAUCCAGAAAUUAAUCAUAAGAAACAUAAAAUAGUGUCUAAGUGAUCACAAAAAAGAUAUAAUUUCCUUUAUAGUAAGAGAAUGAAAUAGAUUUUAUUAGUUAAAACUAUUAUCUGCAAUGUUAAAACAUCAGAAUUAUCAAGUAAGUGUCAAAUUUUGAAAGAAGAGCCUCACAAACACUAUUUCUAUAACUGGCAAGCAGAGUCCUAGAGUGCACAAGUGGGAGUGCUGGCCUGUGGUUUGUUUUUAUUGUUGUUUUACUAAAAUUCUGUACUUCUUUGUUUAAAGGACCAUGAUUUAUUUGUAGGUUUGUAUCUUUUAUCAGUGGUGCCCUCUCUUUCAAAUGUAUUUAGCUUGGUGAAUAUACUUAAAUAAAACAAAUUGUGUUUGUUAGUUGAAGAGGCCAUUUUGCUUUCAAUUGUAGUUUGCAACAUGAAUAUUGUUGAGUAAGUAUACUCAGAAAGAACACAUUGCCUUUUCUAGGAAAAUAGGCCACUUAUUUUUCAACUCUUGUUAGCAAAGUGAUUAGAAUAAUGAGUUGCUUAGAAUAAAUGUACUCUAUUGGCUGGGAAAAGACUCCACUUCACUUUCAACUGUAUUUAGCAAUGUGUAGAAUAGUGAAUACUGUAAAAAUAAACACAUUGUCUUUGUUAAGAGAAUGGGCCACUUCUCUUUCAACUGUAUUUAGCAAUGUGACUAGAAGAGUAAGUAUGCUCAGACAAAACACAGUCUUUGCAAGAAAAACAAGCAACUUCUCUUUAAAUUAUACUUAGCAAUGUUAAUAGUGAGUAUGCACAAAAGGAACACAUUGUCCUUGCUAAGAGGACAUUUAUCUCUUUCAACUGGAUUUAGCAAUAUAAAUAGAAUAGUGUGUAUCCUUCAAAGAAACACAUUAUGUUUGCUAGGAAAAGAGGCCACGUCUCUUUCAAUUCUAUUCAGCAAUAUGAAUAGAGUAGAGAGUAGACUUAGAAAAAAUUCAUUGUCAGUGCUAAUAAAACAGGGAAUUUCUUUUUCAACUGUAGUUACCAAAGUGAAUAGAAUAGUGAAUUCAUUUACAAUAAACACAUUGUCUUUGCUGAGAAAAGAGGGCACUUCUCUUAAACUGUACUUAGCAAUGUGAAUAGAACAGUGAAUACAUAUAGAAGAAAGUAUUAUAUUUUUUAGGAAAAGAGACCACUUCUCUUUCAAAUGUAUUCAGCAAUGUGAAUAGAAUAGUGAGUACUCUUAGAUGAAAUGCAUUGACUUUGCUAGGAAAAGGAGACAUUUCUCUUUCAAGUAUAGUUACCAAUGUGAAUAGAAUAGAAUACACUUAACAGAAAUGCAUUGUCUUUGCUAGGAAAAGAGGCCACUUCCUUUUCAACUGUAUUUAGCAAUAUGAAUAGAAUACUGAGUAAGUUUAGAAGAACCAAAUUAUCUUUGCUAUGAAAUGUGGCCACUUCUCUUUCAACUGUAGCAAUAGUGAGUAGAAUAGUGAAUACUUUUAGAAUAAAUGCAUUGUCUUUGCUAGGAAAAGAAGUCAGUCCUCAUUCUUCUUCAACUGUGCUUAGCAAUGUGAAAAGAAUAGUGAGUAUUCUUAGAAGAUACAUUGACUUUGCAAGUAAAAGGGUCCAUUUCUUUUUCAACUGUAGCUGGCAAAGUGAAUAUAAUAGUGUGUAUACUAAGAAUAAAUACAUUGUCUUUUCUAGGAAAGGGGGCCAAUUCUCUUUCAACUGUAUUCAGCAGUGAGAAUGGAAUUGUGACUAGGCUUAGGAAAAAAACAUUGUCAAUGUUUGUAAAAGAGGACAUUUCUCUUUCAACUGUAUUUAGCAAUGUGAAUAGAAUAGUGUGCAAGCUUGGAAGAAACAUUGUCUUUGCUAGGUAAAGAGGCCCCUUCUAUUUAACUAUAUUAAGCAAUGUGAAUAGAACAGUGAGUGGACUUAGACUAAAGCAUUGUCUUUUCUAAGAAAAGACGCUGCUUCUUUUUCAACUGUAUUUAUCCAGGUAAAUAUAAUAGUGAGUACAGUUAGAAGAAACACACUGUCUUUGCUAAGAAAAGGAGAUAUUUCUCUUUCAAAUGGACUUAGCAAUGUGAAUAGGAUAGUGAAUACUCUUAGAAGAAACACAUUGUCUUUGCUAGGAAAUGGAGGACAUUUCCCAUUCAACUGUAGUUAGCAAUGUGUAGAGUAGUGAGUGCUCUUAAAGAAACACAUUGACUUAGUAGGAAAAGAGGCCACUUCUCUUUCAACUGCAUUUAGCAAUGUGAUUAUAAUAGUGAGUACACUUAAAGAAACGCAUUGUCUUUGCUAGGAAGGGUGGCUACUUCUCUUUUAUCUGUUUUUAUCAAUGUAAAUAGAAUAAUGAGUAUGCUUAGAAAAAAUGCAUUGUCUUUGUGAGUAAAAGAGGCUACUUCUCUUUUAUUUGUAUUCAGCAAUGUGAAUAGAAUAGUGAGUAUGCUCAGAAGAAAUGCAUUGUCUUUGCUAGAAAAAGAGGCAACUUUUCUUUCAAUCAGACUUAGCAAUGUUAAUAUAAUAGUGAGUAAGCUCCGAUGAAACACAUCGUUUUUGCUAGGGAAAAGAGUCUAUUUCUCUUUCAACUGUGGCUGGCAAAGUGAAUAUAAUAAUGAGUAUCUAAGAAUAUUGUCUUUGCUAGGAAAAGGGGCCACUUACCUUUCAAUUGUAUUGAGCAAUGUGAAUAGAAUGGUGAGUAUGUUCAGAAGAAAUGUAUUUUCUUUUCUAGAAAAAUGGGCCACUUCUCCUUUAUUUGUAUUCAGUAAUGUGAAUAGAGUAGUGAGUGUGCUUAGAAGAAAUGCAUUGUCUUUGCUAGUAAAAUAGGUCAUUUCCUUUCAACUGUAUUUAGAAAUGUGAAUAGAAUAGAGAGUAUGCUCACAAGAAAUGCAUUGUCUUUGCUAGGAAAAGAGGCAACUUCUCUUUCAAUUGUAUUCAGCAAUGUGAAUAGAGUAAUAUAUAUUAUAGGAAGAAAUGCAUUGUCAAUGCUAGCAAAAGAGGCCAUUUCUUUUUCAAUUGUAGUUAGCAAAGUGAAUAUAAUAUGCUAAGAAGAAACAUCUUGAUUUGCUAGGAAAAAGGAGUAGUUUCUCUUUCAACUUUAUUUAUCAAUGUGACUAGAAUAUUGAGUAUGCUUUGAGGAAACACAUUUUCUUUUCUAGGUAAAGGCUACUCAUAUUUGUAUUGUCUCUGUUAGGCAGAGACCAUUUCUCUUUCAGGUAUAUUUAGGAAUAUGAAUACAAUAGUGAGUAUGUUUAGAAGAAACACAUUGUCUUUGCUAGUAAAAGAGGCCAUUUCUAUUUUAAUUGUAUUUAGCAAUGUGAAUACAAUUGUGAUUAUUACACUUAGAAGAAACACAUUGUCUUUGUUAGUAAAAGAGGCAACUUCUCUUUCAACUGCAUUUAGCAAUGUGAAUAGAAUAGUGAGGAUGCUUACAAGAAAUGCAUGAUCUUUGCUAGGAAAAGAGGCCACUGCUUUUUCAACUCUAUUCAUCAAUCUGAAUAGAAUUUGAGUAGGCUUAGAAGAAAUUUAUUGUGAAUGAAUAGAAUAAAUAAAUAAAAUGAAUAAAUGAUUGAAUAGUGAAUAUGCUUAGAAAAAAAUACAUUGUCUUUGCUAGGGAAAUAGCCCUGAUCUCUUUCAACUGUGUUUAGCAAUGUGACAUUUUGGAUUAGUCCAUUCUUUGCUAGAGAGACUACCUUGUAUUGUAAAUUUGUUAUUACACCUGAUAGGUUAGCUAGCCACACACCUCCAAACAUGGCAUUCAGAAAUGUCUGGUGAGUGGUGGUGCAGAUAGAGGAACUUCUGUAAAUGCCUCCUGUCUGGUGAUGGUAGGCUGCAGUUGCAGCUCCAGGUGCCCCAGUUCCUAUCAUCUGCUGUGUUUUGACUUAACAGGUAUUUGAAGUAUCAUUUAAAUUUUUCUUCUGAACAUUUUGACCUGUACAUGUUUCCUUUUUGCCAUAUAGAACCAAAGAGGAUUUUUAUUUAUUUUUUUGAAAGAUUUAUUUAUUUAAUGUAUGUGAGUGCUCUAUCGGCAUGUACACAUUUGUGUCAGAAGAGGGCAUGAAAUCCCUAUAUAGAUGGUUGUGAGCCACCAUGUGGUUGCUGGCAAUUAAACUUAGGACCUCUGGGAGAGCAGCCAGUGCUCUUAACUACUGAGCUAUCUCUCCAGGCCCUGGGGACUCUUCUUUAAGGAAAUAAAAGUUGUAGGUAAUUAAAUGGAAGGGCUAGAAAUCCCCAUAUUCCUGAUGCAUCUGUCUUUGAAGGUUUCUUUUAUAGUAGUAUCUUCUUUGUAUAAGGAAAAUAGAAUAAGAUUCUAAUAGUUUUAUGCACAUACAAAUUGGUAAUUUACUGAUGUGUCUGUACAGGAUUUUGUACAUAACUCCCAUAGUCCAACCUACAUCUUUUAUUGGUACUUUGUAUAACAUACUGAAUCUAUAUAUUAGAUUACUGGUGAGUUUCUUUUGAUACAGUUGAGUAUACUUUGGUGGCAAACUUGAGAGAACUGUGGUCAUUUUAAUUGACAACUUUAAAACUGACUUAGAGCUUGAGAGUCGGUUCUUUGUACCUUCUUGAUCUCAGAGUUAGAAGUGCUGUGGAUUAGGAAAAAAACCAUAUUCAACAGUGGCAUGCUUUAGAAGACUUUCAUGAUUUUUUACAUCCUCUCAAUCUUAGGGAUUGACUCUAGGCACUCAAUUUACCAUGAGCUACACUCACAGCACUGUUUUUCAUUUUUAAUUGUUAUUGUAUGUAUCUAUGGGCUAUAUUGUGACAUUUCAUUGCAUAUCUCCAGUGUAUGAUGACUAGCUUAGGAUAAUUGCCACAUUCAAAAUCUCUUGACGAGCAAUUUUGAAAUAAUUCAUAUUAGUUAUUUUGUACAAGUUUUAUGUAUCUAUAACUACAGUAAUUACCUUAUAUUUAUUGGCAUCUUGUCUCUGUUUAAUUGUAAGCUUAAAAACAUUAUGAACAAGAAUAAAUGCAAUAUGGCUUUCUCUCAUAA